CCUGAGCAUGCGCACACGGCCUGUCUGCGGCUCAAGCCUCACUCUGGGGGACACACUAGUGACGUCACGGACGGCCGCCCGUCCGUCGUUGGAUAGGAAGUUGUGUUGGGGAGCGUCACGUGAUGCAGUGCUACUUGUGUGUGUCUCGCGGCCAGUGAGAGUGGGAGGGGCAGACCGGUACCUGCCUGCGAUGCCCAAGAGCUGUGUGGCAUGCGGGGCUGUGAUGAGGAGGGGGAGCGGCAGGAGCUUCCACAGGUGGGUGUUGUCACGUGACAGACAUGGCUGCCUUCUAGGUGCAGUAAUGCUGCCACAGGGACUCUGCUUAUCACAUGGGACACCUAUGGGCAGUUAAUGAAUAAAGGCCAAAAUAGACUUCGCUGAGAUUAAAGGGACACUGUCCAAAUAUAAAAUCACUGUUUAGCAGAUAUAACCCCUAUAAUAAAAACAUCCAUUUAUUCCAUUAUGCAUUUUAUUAACAGGAAUAUCUAAAAACAAAAAAUGAAACAAAACUGCAGUUCUCCUGUCUGCUGCCUUUACAAACCCUCCCCUUCUAAGCUUGCCCCAAUUGCUGUCUCUUGAGUUUAGCUCCACUGUGCUAAGCAGACCAUGAAGUAACAGGACUGGUCUGCUUGAAAGGGAGAGGGGUGUAACACCAUUCAUUUAUGAAAGGGUCUGCUUCUAUUUAUUAAAAUCUGCACUUUUUGGAAAAUGAUUUAAAAAACCCCCCAAAAUAAAUAAGGACAUACUCUUUAAACAUAAAGCGUUUUAGCAAGUCAACACAGCGGCGGAACUAAAGUAUAAAGAUCCCUGGUGCAAGAAUUUUAUUUGCCCCCCCCCCCCUCCCUCCAAUUGCAAGGUUGGGCAAAAGGUAAAACCCUAUCUGUUGUGGAACUCCAACAAUGCAUUUACAGGUGGGGUUCUACCAAUUUCCCAUGCUUGCAGGGUUGUAUUUUGCCUUAUUUGAAUGUAAGCAUGGUUUUGUAUGAAGUAUGUUUGUCUGAAUGUGUUUGUUUGUGGUGUUGGAGUUUGGACGCAAGUGUGCAUUUAUGUGUAGUGUUGUUUUUUGAAUGUGGUUUUUAUAUAUAAUUUUGGUGCUCUGACACACAUGCAAAUACACCGAUACACACACUGACUACUUACAGAUACCGAUCUAGACAUAUAAACUGACUGACAUACUAACACACACAAAUGCAUACUGACACACACACAAUCACUGACAGACAUUAUCACGCACACACACAUACACCGUCAGGCAUACUGACAGAUACAGAGAGGUGGUAACUGUCAGGGCUUGCUUAAAAGGAGAGAAUCUUUUUGGAUUCAUACAUUAGAUACCUUAUGGCCUAAGGGAGUUUUCUUUUCCUUCUCUUUUGUAAUUAGGUAUAUAUUUAUAGUUAGAUAGUUACAUAGCUGAAAAGAGACUUGUGUCCAUCAAGUUCAGCCAGCUCACAUUUGUUUUUUGCUGUUGAUUCAAAAGAAGGCAAAAAAAAACAGUUUGAAGCCCAAUUUUGCAACAAGCUAGGAAAAAAAUUCCUUCUUGACCCCAGAAUGGCAGUCAGAUUUAUCCUUGGAUCAAGCAGUUAUUACCCUACAUUGAAAGAUUAUAUCCUUGAAUAUUCUGUUUUUGCAAGUAUGCAUCUGGUAGCUGUUUGAACAUCUGUAUGGACUCUGAUAAAACCACUUCUUCAGGCAGAGAAUUCCACAUCCUGAUUGUUCUUACAGUAAAAAAACCUUUCCUUUGCCUUAGGCGAAAUCUUCUUUCUUCCAGUCUAAACACAUGGCCUCGUGUCCUAUGUAAAGUCCGGUUUGUGAAUAGAUUUCCACACAAUGGUUUGUAUUGGCCCCGAAUAUAUUUGUAUAAUGUUAUCAUAUCCCCUCUCAGGUGAUGUUUUUCUAAACUAUAUAGGUUUGAAUUUGUUAACCUUUCUUCAUAGCUGAUAUGUUCCAUUCCUUUUAUUAAUUUUGUAGCCCGCCUCUGCACUUUUUCUAGUUUCAUAAUAUCCAAAAUUGCACAGCAUAUUUAAUAUGGGGUCUUACCAGUGAUUUAUAAAGAGGCAAAAUGAUAUUCUCGUCCAGAGAAUGAAUGCCCUUUUUCAUGCAUGACAAUACCUUACUGGCCUUGGCCACUGCAGAUUGACAUUGCACAUUGUUGCAUAGUUUGUUGUCUAUAACAAUUCCCAAGUCCUUUUCGUGUGUUGUUAUCCCUAAUUCGCUUCCAUUAAGGGUAUACGUUGCUUGUGUAUUCUUUACGCCAAAGUGCAUAACUUUGCAUUUUUCAACAUUAAAUUUCAUCUGCCAUUUGAGUGCCCAGUCCCCAGUCUAUCUAAAUCCCUGUGCAGCAAAGUAAUAUCUUGCUCACAUUGUAUUAUUUUACAAAGUUUUGUGUCAUCUGCAAACACUGAAACAUGACUUUCAAUACUGUCUAUAGUGAUAGUGAUUCAUUUCAGUUUUUUUCUCUUCUCGAAGUUACAUCGUACCCUUUUGUACCCACCUGGUAUGUGGUGGUUCUUCAAAAGGAAUGUUCGGAAUUACACGUGAUUUUUUUUUUUUUUUUUUGUCAUUCAUAUGAAUUAUAUUUCAUUUGUAUUCAUCAGUGUAUUUGGACUCUUUAGAUGUUAGAAUAACAAUUAGUCUUUAUCCAUUGAGAUUCCCUUUCAUUAUUGAUUAUUUAUAGAGAAAAGAAUUUAGCUUUCUAUUUCCAUUUCUUCAUUAAUACAGUCAAAUUAAUUAUUAAUUACUCUCAAAUUAAUUAUUGAAAUUUUGCCUGCUUCAUGGAUUUAUAAAUGCCAGUUUAACUUGAUGUAUUAGACAGGACACCCGAUUUUUUUCAUGUUAUGGAAUAUUAAACUAUAGAUGAAUGUAUUAUAGUCUAUAUAAUAGGUUACUGCAUCUUUAAGAUCCUGAGCAGACUUCAUGUCUUGUUUUUAUAUGCCACCUAUACAUAUGUUUUAACAUGUGAUUAUAAUCUUUUAGUAACUUAAUUUGAUUUGGGGUUAUUUAAACGCUGCUGUUAUGAUGUAUCCCUUAUGCACGAUUAAGGCUAUGUGGAGCCGAAACGUUGCACUUAUUUUUUGGUGAGGUGGUGAACCCAUGAAAAAAACUUACCUUCAUUAUCCUGGAGUGCUGCCUGUGUUUCUCUUCUUUGAUACUGCGUUGGUGGAUUCAGCAGUGUCCAUCCUACACACAGAGCGCCCCCUUGGUGGAAGGCCGGAACAGUGAUGCAGAACUUGAGUGCAGGGUAUACUGUUUUUGUCAGACACAGAUACACACUGACAACUUACAGAUACAUAUACAUAAACUGACUGACAUACUGACCCACAGACAGGCAAAUACACUGACACACACAUACAGACAUACUGACACACAUGUAAAAACAUUUUUAAACCCACCCUUCAGUUUCCUACCUUUUGCUGGAGGGUGGCUUUCCUGGGGUCCAGUGUGGUGCCUGAGAGUGUGGUGCUGAUGGGAGUGAAGAGUCCCCAUCCUCACUGCCUUUGGCUCACUCCCACUUUGCUCCUCCUGCUCACUCCCACGCAGCUGCUCUCCUCCCAUAUUGCCGAAAAGCAGGGGUCCGGUCGUGCUGUUAAAGGGCCACACCACCCGACUGGGCCCCUGCUGAUAGAAGUGUGUGGGCCUCCUUAGAGUGCGGGGCCCAAAUAAAUUGUUGAGGGCAGCAGGGCCCACAGGGCAGCUGCCUUGGGCCCCCCAGGAGUAACUGGGCCCAGGGCUGCUGCACCGUUUUCCUUGUGUUAAAGACGGCCCUGAUCUUAUAAUAUCAUUUUAAUGGGACUAACAGAAUUUUGGAAUUACCACAAUUCUGGUAGUCCAAUAAAAAAGGUAUCGUGAGAUACUAAUUUCAUCUGUAAUUUUACAUCUGACAUGAAUUUGGUAUUUUAGAAUAAAUUGAAAUUUGAAUGAUAAAAAUAUCAGCUUGUGGGGGGGAAGUUCCUAACACCGCUAUACAGGUUUAUGGACCAAACACUGAAUUUUAGCGAAUUAAACGAACAGGGCGCCAUAACAACAUGAAAUAAAUUAAGUUGCCAUGGUGCCAGAAGAUCCCUAGCACUUCUUUGCCACUAGAGGUUAAAUUGUUCACAACCGGUUUAACCCCAAAGUCUGUGCUCCAGCACCGGAGUGCACUGCCCCCCUGUCCUUCCACUUUCUGAAGUUCUUCGAAACUGGAGGCUCAGGCAGGGGCACCACUGAUUGACAUAGAGCUGUUAGCUGAUGCUCUAAACCCAUCAAUAGCUCCCCAUUCAUAAAAACAGCUUGAGCAAGGUGUGUACCUUUUCAAGAUGUUUUUAUGAUUGGAGAGUGACUGUUUGGAUAAGAGCGUCAGCUGACCACUCUAAGCCAAUCAACUGCGCUCCUGCCGGAUAGCUUUCUCAGGCUUCUGUUCUGAAGAAUUUCAGAAAGGGGAAGGACAGGGGUCAGAGCUGGAGCAUACUUUGGGGUUAAACCGUUCAUGAACAGUUUAUCCCCUAAUGGUAAAAAAGUGUCAGGGACCUCCUGGCACCAUAACAACUUUAUUAUGAUGAAGUUGUUAUGGUGCCCAAACUGUUCCUUUGGCAGAAUGGCAAAGCUGAGGAAAACACAGCUGUACUGGAUAAAUUCUCCAACUGGGCCAUCAUCACAACUUGGCCAUUUUACAAUGAGUUGUUUAUACUUGUUAUAAGAACUCAAUAGAAACAGAGGGUGUCUAUAUUUUACAAAUAACGCAGUCCAUUUCCAUGUUUUUUCUUUUUCACCUAUUGUCUUUUGUAAUAUUUUAUAUGUCAAUUCAUUGUUGACAAAUGUCCACAUUAUAUAAUUGUAAAGCACUGCAGAAUAUGUUGGCGCUAUAUACAUGCUAACAAUAAUUUACAUCUUAAUAUUAACCCCUUAAAACCGGAGGACGUACAAUUACGCCCUCUAAUAGGCGGCUCUAAACGCCGCCGGGCGUAAUUGUACGCCCUCCGGUUUUUGUUAACUUACCCGGUCACCGGCGGUCCCACGCCGGCGAUCGCGGUUGGGGGGACUCCCAGGGAGCCCCCCGCGGCACGUCCGUCCUCGUCGAAGCCCCCCGGCCAUGUGAGAGUGGGGUCCUAGCGAGGACCCCACAAUCACAUGGCCAGGGAUAGCUGGCUUCUGUAUUGCCGGCAGGGGGGCUGCCUGUAAUGACAGGUGGUCCCCCUGCUGGCUGAAAAUAAAAAUAAAAAAAGUUAAUGGUGUAAAAAAAAAAAAUAAUUAUAUAUACUUAGAUCAUAUAUAUAUAUUAUAUAUAUAAGUAUAUAUAUACACAUAUACUUACACACACAUACACCGUCUAGGUGUAUUUUACUAUUAAUAUAUAUAUAAUUAUAUAUAUAUUAAUAUCAAAUUACACGUAGACUGAUACUGAUUAAAUAUAUAUAUAUAUAUAUAUAUAUAAUUAUUGUUAUAUAUAUAUUUAUAUAUAAUAUAAAAAAAUUAAAUAUGUAAAUACGUUAAAAAAUAGAAAUUAAAAAAAUAAUUAAAAAAAUAUAUAGAUAUUUAGUAUUUAUUUCAUUCCUAGCAUUUUAUUGAAAUUAAUAUAUAUAUAUAUAUAUAUAUAUAUAUAUAUAUCAAAAUACUUUCGUAGAAGCGGAAAUAUAUAUAUAAUAUAUACAUAAAAUAUAUAUAAAUGUAUAUCACUAUAUAUAUAUAUACCUAUAUAUAAAUAAAAAAUAUUUUAAAAAAUUAUAUAGAUAUAUACAUAUAUAUACAUACUUAUUAUAUAUAUACAUAUAUUAUUAAUUCUACAUAUAUAUUUAUGUAAUAUUUUUGCAUAAUUAGGUAUCUUAAUUAAUUACAAUUAGCGGGACCUGCCUGACAACCCAUGCCGAAAGUAAAGGGAAUUUAAUUUGCUAGCACUAUAUUUAACCCUAUAACUUUCCAAGACACCAUAAAACCUGUACAUGGGGGGUACUGUUCUACUCGGGGGACUUCGUUGAACACAAAUAUUAGUGUUUCAAAACAGUGAAAUGUAUUACAAUGAUGAUAUCGCCAGUAAAAGUGGCGUUUUUGCAUUUUUCAGCACAAACAGCAUUACGGACAAUGUGUGCUGUAUUGCUGUUUGAAAACGCAAAAUGGCUGGCGGUAUUCAUCCAAUAACUAGCCCUCAUGUCAGGCUAUCGAAGCCUCGAUUCUAAAGAUUACAAUCAGAAAUACCAAAGGCUUGCAUUUCAUUAUUCACAUUAAAAUUAUGGGUAGUUAAGGUUGCCUUGAGACCUAUGGUAGCAGAAAGAAUGAAAAUUACCUAUGAUGGCAUACCAUUUUGACGUGAACCAGCAGGUAUUUGAGCAGGGUAUGUCCAGUCUUUUUUAGUAACCACUUAGUCACCAAGCUUUGGCAAAGUGGCAUUUUUGCAUUUUCACAAGCGAAUGCGAGCGGCUAACGGCCGGGUGUUUGUGACCGAAAUAACUUUACUAAAACUGAACUGCUCACAGCAGGUUUAUCUAUUACAAUGGCUCUGCAUUAUGGGUGUAAAUUUCAUUCCCGGGCUACUAUACAGUCUCAAAGGCAACGUAACCAAUCUGGCAAAAUUCAAUUUCAAAUGUAACGUGCUAUAUUUGACCCUGUAACUUCCCAAAACGCCAUAAAACCUGUACAUAGGGGGUACUGUCUUACACGUGAGACUUUACUGAAUAUAAAUAUGUGUAUUUUAUUGCAGUAAAAGCAAACAGUAUUAUGACAUUGACGUUAAAAUGUCAUGUAGAACUGAAAAAAAUCCCAAAAAAACGUAUUUUCUCCCAUUUUUUUCAUAUUAAAUUGUUUCAUAGCUAAAUAUUUGAUAUUAAAUGAAAGCCCUGUUUCCCCUGAAUAAAAUGAUAUAUAAUAAGGGUGGGUGCAUUUACUAUGAAAGAGGUGUAUUACGGUUGGACAGACAUGUAGCGCAAAUGGCAGGUUUUGUUUACAUUUUGUUUUGUUCACAAUGUGUACAUUUGGCUCCGUCCUUAAGGGGUUAAAGAAAACUGGUUAUGCUUUGGAAUUGACAUCACCUAUAAGCUAUAAACACAGCCACAGGACACACUACAAAUGAAGAAAAGAAAUAUACCCUAACAAAAUGACAGGAAUAAAAUCAUAACUAAUAAGUCUGUGAAAGCAGGGUUGUAUUUGCACCCCUCUUCUUCCAUUUGUGAAAACUCCCAUUCCUGUUUCCAUGUGCCUGGUACAUUCCCUAGCUAACUAUAGGCACACAAUCUCCAGUGUUCAUUAGCUCUCCCUAUGUCAAGCUUUUUCUUGGGUCCACUUUUUGUCCUGUAUAUUUUCUACUUCAUACAUCUCCCUAACCAUCUCCUUUUUUCAUAUCCUCUCCUGCUUCUGCUACCUCCCAGUUUCACUUGCAUAUACAUCCUCCCAAACUCCCUAGUCGUCUCUCUCCAUUUUAUAAAUUGCUACCUCCCAAUUUCACUGCAUCUACUUCCUCCCAAACUCCAUAUACCUCUCUCCCCAAUUUUAUAAUGAAUUGCUGAUUUCCAUCUGCUAAUGAAGAGUAGAAAUUUAGUAUGCAACCUAUGUAGUUGUAGAAAAUAACUUUUUUCCCCCCUUACAUUUUCAGGUUUCCUAAUGACCCUGUGAAGAGAUCAAAAUGGGUUUGUUUAACUGGCCGGGAGCAUUUUAUUCCUAAUAAAGAAACUGUACUUUGUUCAGCUCACUUUGAAGAUCAUUGUUUUGAUCGUACAGGACAAACUAUCAGACUUCGAGAAGAUAGCAUGCCAACACUUUUUGGAGGGAUCAGGAAUCAGCUUGCUGAGGUAUGGUUAAGAGAAUGGCAAGCUUACAAAUGCCAGCCUUGGUAGUGAUAGUGUUAAUUAGUAAGAAUUGUGACAUACCGUAUUUUUCCAUGUAUAAGAUGUAUAAGUUUUUUUCUAAUUUUAUUUUAAUCUAAAAUUGGGGGUCGUCUUAUACAGGUAAUGUCACUGCAGAGAUUAAAAAAAACUAAACACUUGUACAUGAAGCCUAACUUAAGAUUGCGCCUGCCGCAUUUCAGUGUGCCACGUUUCACACACAUAGCUGGCCUCCCUCCUGCCAAUCCACUUCUGAAUGCUGUGGCAAGGAGGAAGAGGUCCCUAUAUGUGUCGGAGCUGCAGCAGACGUCGCCACUUACCACCAAUUGAGCUCCAGAGACAUGCCACAUCAUAAAAGGAGCAGCCAUAUUAAGGUUUGCCCCACCUCAGGUAGGUCUUGCUUUCUGAUUUAUAUUUAUGGUGGCGGAAAUGGGGAUCAGAGGGAAUAUUACUGUGAUGUUUCAGCAUGCCCUCACACCACUUGCUGUAUUGUGGGAGCUGUAGCCUCCCAGCAUGCACUAUAGAGCCAUUAACUUCCCAGAGUAUCGUCAGGGGAGACAUGAGAAUCAGAAGUGUGUUGUUCUCCUCUGAUGUCACCUCUAAAAUAUCAAAGUUGUUCUAUUUGAUGUUUAAAAUAUUGAUUUCUUAAUUUUGGGGUUUGUCUUAUACAUGGGAAAAUACGGUAAUUGUUUUUCAUAAACAAAAUCAUUUUAUUAUGGUGACAUUGAAGAUAUACAUUUUACUAUUUGAGCUGUAUUUUCUUGCCAAUUUCUAUUAAAAUCUCAAACUGAAAACUUGAAACAGUCCAGAUAAUUAAACCACUUGAAAUGCAAGUGCAAGCUGAAUUGCUUUAUUUGUAUGGAUUACUUGUUAAAACCUUUUCUUUUAGUCCUUAUAAUGUUAGGAUUGUGCUGUAACAAACAUCAUAAAAAUAAGUUCACAUUGUAUGUUUAUUUUUAUUACAGUUUUCUAGCUAGUGGCGAGGAAACUAAAUUACAAACCUUGGAGACAAUUUAAAUAGAUGUUUUUCCAAUUUUCUUCCUUCUACCUCUCUGCAAAGAAUUGUAACUGAAUUCUGAAAUUAGAAAGCUUGAAAUUUGAACUUUUUAAUGAGUUGAAUGAAUACCCUAUAUUAAGUAACCUGCAGCUACAUUUUUUAUCUAAGUGACAUUAUGUUCCCUCCUUAUAGGCUACCAUAGCAUGCCAACAAAAAUGGUGCUGAUGAAAGCCACAUAAUCUUCAUAAAUAAGUAAUGUCUGUUGUUUUUUAACUGCAUCAGAGUUCUGCGUAUGAAUCUUUCUUCAAGACACAUGGGAAGCACAGUAUAUUUGGUAGGUGGGAUUCUUUUUAAAUAGCGGUAAUUUGCAUACUAGACUAACCCAUUACAUAUAUACAAUAUGAGUUAUUCUCAUAUACUGAUAUAGUCGACAGCUGCAUCAGAACAGAAUGCCAUCAUUAAUGGACACGGUGACAGUAGGAGAACCACCUAAUAGAAGGGUUCUCUUUUCCAGUCCAUCAAAUUUCAGAAUGGACCAGUAUUUAGAGAAUUGAUUUUCAGGUUGGGGCAAAUUUUUAAAACAACAUUAAAAUCAAAAUCAGCCAAUCAAAUGCUUGUUAUAGAUAAGCAUUCAGUCAUGUGCUUCUGUAUAGGAAGUAUUAACAGUAAAGUCUAAAAGAGAAUAUAAAUAUUCUGAGAACAUUUGUCAAAGUACAGGGACAAGGUCUUUGCAUAAAAAGCACUACUAAGAUGUAGUGGCUGUGGUGCUUAGUGUUUUUAAAUCCUGAAUAGAUUUAAUUUGUGCAAAGUUUAAAUGGGUAUAUGCAGUGACACUACAUUGCACUGAAACAUUUAGUGACACGCAUAUUAGAAUUUAAAGCAAAUCUUUUAGGAAGCUUUAUUGUUUAAUACAUUUUAUGUGGUUUUUUUUUUUUGUGCUUCAGCAUGUUACUAAACUGUCUUUGAAGAGAAAUUUUAAAGAAGGCGACAGUGCCUCUGUGUGUCAUGGAGGACUGCGUGUGAUCUCUGAUCAUUGCUAUGCGUUAGCAUGCCCUGAGACUGCUAAAAAGAAGAUAGCAGAGUUGCAGCGGCAAAAUGAAACGUUAAAGAAAACUAUGAAAUCCAACAGGCAACGAGAACGGAGAUUGGCAAGGAAAUGGAGAGCAACGUGUAAUAUACUGCAAGGACUAAAGUCCCACCAAGGACUUAACCCUAGUAAGGCAGAGGAAGUGUUGGGAAAUAUUUUGAGUUGUAUCUCUAUGGAGUUUCUAGAUGAGAAAAAUCCUCCUCUAAAUAUAUGUUGAAAACCAUAUUUAUGUAUAUUUGUAAAUACUUUAAUAUCUCUUGUGUUAUAACUCAGUGGCUUAUUGUAUAUUGUCAUAAAGAACACAAGUGUUUUUUUUGUUUUUUUUAAAACAUGAUGUAAAGACAGACUUAGCCCUCACGACUGAUUGAGACUGUCUAAAGAGCUUGAAAAGGAGAUCUGUACACAAUGUUUUCCAUAUUAGUAAAAAACUUAGUGGAGCAGCCAGGGAGACUUUGUUAUAUUUUGUAUAUAAAUAAUUAUUUGAUAUUAUAAAACAAACAUUUAAAAUGAUUACAGAAAACUAAACGUACAUUAAAUAUUGGGUUAGAGCAGCGUUUCCCAAUUGGUGUUCCCGCUGUGAUUUGCCCAUUGGGUGGCCCAUGUACUUAAGGCCACCCGAUGGGCAUUGCUGCACAGGGAACUGGUCAGCGCCGCUGCCGAUUAAUGGCGCGACCAGAUCCCCGUAGUAUGGGAUGCUGGGAGGAAGUUAUGGACGGUCACUUCCUCACAGCUUCAUAUAGAAAAUGCUGUGCUGGAGGGAGAGAGGCAGCAGCCAGGAGUGAGCAGCUUCCCCCCACACACCAGUCUCAGGCACCAAGUCACCCUCCUGCAGACAGCAGGUAUGCUAAUAGGAGGGUGACUGCAUAUAUAUAUAUAUAUAUAUAUAUAUAUAUAAAAUGUGUAUGUGUGUCAGUGCAUGUGUCACUGUGUAUAUCUGUGUCAAUGUGUAUCUGAGUGUCACUGUGUGUGUGUCUGUGUCUAUCUGUGGGUCAGUGUAUCUAUGUGCCAGUAUGUGUGUACGUGUGUAAGUGUCUAUGUGUAUAUGUGUGUGCCAUUGAAUGUAUCGGACUCAAACACACCCUUCACUUAAACAAAAAUACUACACACAUGCAUUUAAAAGCCAACACUACGUCCAAACAAACCCCUAAACGCAAAUGCAAACAUUACUUACAAAACACACCCCUGUAUAAAAUGCUAAAAUUAUAUACAAACACCAACUCUACACACAUUUGCUAAUUGAAAGGUUUUUUUGGGGUAGGGAGGGGUUUUCGACAAUGUUUAUACACUAUGUAAAAGGAUUCCAUAGGAAAAAAAUAAUUGGGAACCCCUGGUUUAGAGAUAAGUUUGUAUUCAGUACUAUGGAUGAAUAGGUCUAUUGAAAGCUCUCUGAAUUAUGGGAGUUAAAGUCUGAACCUUCUUGAAGGAAAGCACCCCACUAAAUCCAAUCUCAACAGACAUUGGCUAAAAAUUGUCCAUUUUGAUGAUGCCACAAAGUGGGGCGGAGCCAGCGCCAGCAGACUCGCGCAUCGCUGGAAAUAAAGUACGUUUUAAACUUUUAUAGGGGACUACGGGGAGCCACUUAAAUUGUAGGGUUAGCACUAUAGGGUCAGGAACACGUUUGUGUUUGUGACCCUAUAGUGAUCCUUUAAUGGCAUACUGUAGGCACUGUAAUUGAUUCAUCUCAUUGAAAUGGUUAUAGUGUCUGGAGUUCCCUGGCACCAUCCUUCCAUUCAGCAUUGAACCUAUUUUAAGGCCAAUUGAGACUCCCCAGCAAUUCCCCUCACCCCCUCCCUGUACUGCUUGGGCUAAUGAGGAAGUGUUAGAAUGAUCAGCAAUGGGUAGCUGGGAUUGGUUGGGAGUGUCAACUGACCAGUUUCAGUCUGUCUUAAAGCAGAUUGCUGCCAUGAGUUUGUAUGAAUAGAAGAAAGUGUAUCAUCUCUACCUUAGACAUGUCUUCCGUAAGAUUGUGGCUGGCCAGGGACCCUCUUUCAGUGUUAAACUGCUCAAAAAUGGGUUAUCAAUGACAGGGUUAUUAACUAAAGUGAUAAUUCAAAGUGAAUCUCUAAUUCAAGGGAAACAUAGCCAAACUAGGGACAGUCCCUCAGCUGUGCUUCCAAUUCAUCUACUUGGGCAUUAAAUUUGAAAUUCACUUACGAGAAUAACCAUGUGGAUAAAGAGACCGUGCCAGUGGAUUCCAGGCACUAUAAACAAGAAAAAGACAUAGAAAGAAGAGGAGGAAGACUUAAGAUUACAGCAAGUCAGGGAUCCAAAAGGGUGGCAACAAAGCUUCAAUGCAUUGAUAUAAUAUAUUUUCAGGAAGGAUUCAUGACUGUGGUGAAUAGUGCUGUGGGGAUGCUUAUGUGGAGACAUUAAAGAGACACAAUAAUAAAAUAACUUUAAUGAAGACAUUUUUAAAGUGUCUUUUAUGUUUGGUCACAAACAUUCAAUUCUAGUAAAACAGCCACAGGCCACUUUACAAAUGCUUAUAUUUAUUUCUCAAAAAUGUGAUACUUAAAUGGGAAAUACAUUUUUUUUAAUGAUCACAAGUUAAGAAAAAUCUACUUGUUAAAGUGAACUAGUCAUAACAUAGGUUUGCAGUUUGCAUCUUAAUAUAAAUUAAUAUUUUUUUUCAUUACCCCGGCUCCUGCUUAAAGCGUAAAUCAUGUUUUAGUGGGUUCUACACUUUCUUUAAUACACCUACUGCAUACACCUCUUCUUCUGCUUCUCAUUACAGAUUAAAAUUUCCCUAUACUUUGUUUGCUUUAUGGUAUGCAAAUAAAAAAAAAAGUGUCCUCUCUAUCAACAUUAUCAGAUUACCUGUUCAAAGCUCCUACUAUAAAUCAUUCUGGCUCUCUCUCCACUCUGCUGGUGCUGCUCUCACAUAAAGCCUGAAUAUAUUUCCCCUUACAGGCAUUGCUUUCCCUUAGGCAGAAGUCAAGCAGAAGAGAUGCCCUGAGGAGGGUUUACCUGGUACAGAUACGCAGAGCACAGCCUUCUUAUUUCUGUGCUAAUCUGCACAUAGUGAAUUGACUGACAGGAGGUGGAAAGGGCUAUUUUUUUGAAAUCUCUGAUUUUAGAGAAAUCUAUACAUUUGCUAGCACAAAGUAUAAAUUAAAUCUAAUUCUCUUAUCAUUUAGGAUUUAGUUGUAUUUGGUAUGACUGGUACCAUUUAAAUUCACAAAUCUACUAAAUUCCUAAACUGUUUCAUGUUCUUCUUAGAUGUGAAAUGUAUUUGCUCUCAUGGAGAUGAUAACUUUGGAAAUGUGCAACAGCUUGAAGCAAUAUUCUGUCAAAAAUCACCCAUCUUUAUCAAAAACCCUAUGUUGUCAUGGUAAAAUGUUCAUUCCUAAAAUAACAAUAUGGCAUCUACCGUAGGCUGAAUGAGAAGCAUCUGCAUUUUAACUCAGAAUAGCCACGUUUAAAAAUAAUUAUUUGUCUAUUCAGAGUUGGUGAUUUUAUUUUGUUUCAUUAACUCUGUUUAGGCAUAACGUUUGGAAGGUGAUUUAUUAGUUUAUAGCAACUACAUUUUUAGAACAUUCUCUACAUGUAUAAAAAAAAAAAGCGCGUAAUUCUCUUCUAGUAGUAAAUACAAUUUGCUUUAUAUCUUAUUUUGGAAUGUGGCAGAUAUGGAGAUUAACAAACUGUUUUUCAUAUGUCCACUGCAAUAGGUCACAUGUGG
Molecule: messenger RNA, 13550 nt
Organism: Pelobates cultripes (western spadefoot toad)
Lineage: Eukaryota; Metazoa; Chordata; Amphibia; Anura; Pelobatidae
Source: the annotation of a GenBank genome assembly